UGGAGUGGGGCACAACGUCAGCAGAUGGCUUUAAAAGCUGAGCAGGUCACUGCUGAGGGAGCCAGCAACCGGCAUUCCCAAGGGAAGGGAGCCCGAGUGGUGCCCGCCUCUGCCGAAGAGGGAACAGUCCCACUGGACAGUGGUUAGUUGAAUCUGAAUGACAUCUCUCAAAAGGCAAUGGACUCUCAAAUAGAUGCAAAUUACACUGUGCUUUUCCUAAGGCACCAGGCAUGAGUGGAAUUGCUGCCCCCAAGUAGGAAGAAACUUCAACCCCUUUGCAAGCAGCUGCUCAGUUUGGUUGUUGGUUUGGGGGAAGCAAAGAGCCAGGAGAGCCUUGUGCUCCUGCAGAACAGGGGGUGCUGGACACACUGGGGCCAUUCACCUGCUGCUCAUGUCAUGAGAACUAUUCUUUUAAGCGGGGAUAUCUUGAAACCACAAGGAUUUCCACCUACAUUUGAAAGAUACACAGUGAAGCAUUUACCCUAAAAACAGUACAGCUGGAGCAUCUGGUUCUCUCCAGAGGGACUGUGACAGGAGUUACCUCCAGAAGCCAUUCCCAAGGUGGGACACCGAGCCACCAGCUGGAUGGGGGACAGAACAGAAAGUGGAGACUUUGACUGAGAUUUUGACUGAGGUCCAUCCCUGAGCCUGGAGGCCAUGGGAGUAUUUUGAGGGACAGUGGAAAGUGGGUUUUGCUCUGAAAUCUGCUCUGACCAUGUCUCCUCCAGUCCUUUCGGACCUGGGCUAUGUCCCCCCUGAUGGUGGAUGGGGCUGGGCAGUGGUGUUUGGAGCCUCCAUCUCCAUUGGGUUUGCGUUUACCUUUCCUAAAGCUUUCACAAUCUACUUCAGAGAGCUCCAGGCUGCUUUCAGCAUCUCCUACAGCCAGAUUGCCUGGACAACAUCCAUCAUGUGUGCUACCACCUAUGGAGGAGGUCCCAUUAGCAGUAUUUUAGUGAACCGCUAUGGCAGCCGCCCCGUGGUCAUGGUUGGGGGCCUUUUGUGUGGUGUUGGGAUGAUCUCAGCUGCCUUCUGCACCAGCAUCCUGCAGCUCUACAUCUGUGUGGGCUUCAUUACAGGAUUUGGCCUUGCUCUAAACCUCCAGCCAUCAGUGAUAAUCAUAGGGAAAUACUUUCUGAAGAGGAGACCCAUCGCAAAUGGCCUUGCUAUGGCAGGGAGCCCUGUGAUGCUUUGCACCCUGGCACCUCUCAACCAAUUCCUUUUUGAAAAUUUUGGCUGGAGGGGCAGCUUUUUAAUUCUUGGGGCAAUUUUAUUAAACUGCUGUGUGGCAGGAGCUCUCUUCAGACCCAUCGGGGCAGCCACGGCAUCUGCCAAAACCCAGGAUGCUCUGACAGGAAAGAUCACUGAAGAUGCCAUGGAAAUGGGUAGUCCCAAAAAUGUCCCCAUGGAGAAUAAAACAGAAGAAGGAGGAAAGGACUGUUGUGAAAAAAUCAAUCAGUACCUCGAUUUUUCCCUCUUUAAACACAGAGGGUUCUUGAUUUACCUGAUCGGAAACGUGCUCAUGUUCCUGGGUUUCUUUGCCCCCAUUGUUUUUCUGGCACCCUAUGCAAAGCACACUGGCAUUGAUGAAUAUUCAGCUGCUUUCCUCCUCUCAAUCCUUGCCAUCGUGGAUAUGGUUGCUCGACCCACCACUGGCAUCAUUGCAAACAGCAAAUGGGUGAGGCCGCGCAUUCAAUACUUCUUCAGCUUUGCCAUUGCUUUCAACGGUGCUUGUCACCUCCUGUGCCCUCUGGCUUCCAGCUACACGGGGCUCGUUGUCUACUCCAGCUUUUUCGGCCUGGCCUUUGGCAUGGUCUGUGCCAUGCUCUUUGAAACACUGAUGGACCUGGUGGGAGCUGCCCGGUUCACAAGCGCCGUCGGCCUGGUCACGAUCGCGGAGUGCUGCACCAUCCUGCUGGGACCACCUAUUGGAGGAACUCUUAUUGAUACCUUUGGGGACUAUAAAUAUAUGUUCAUUAAAUGUGGAGCUGUGAUGGUCCUGGCAGGAACCUUCCUGUUCAUCAUGAAUUAUUAUAAUUACUGUAUGCUUGCCAAGGAGGAAAAGGAAAAAAAGACAAAAGAAGAGGAUCCUAAAUCUGUAAGGACAGAAAAUGAAGGCAGAAAUAACUGGAACAAAGACACCACACAGGUUGGAUCUGAGCUGGAACCCUUAAGAGAGGAACAAGAAGGAGUAAAGAAGGAAAUAAAUGGCACAAAUGAAGUUUAAACCUGUUCUCAUAGGCUGAACAAGAAAUGACUUCUGGGUUUCUUAAGUGAGCACCUGCUGUGAAAUCACAAUAGGUUUUUAAAUUUUGCUCUAUCCACGUGCAUUGUCUUCAUUUGUUGUUGUAGGAGAAAACUAGAACAGAAUCAAGUCUUGAUUCUCAUAAAGUGCUGGGGCACUGUGCAGUAUCCAUUUGCAUACCAAAGGUCCUGCAAUAUUAUUUUCCUUUAGCUCAGAGGGGCUGAGUUGGGGUAUAGCUGACACCCUGUUGUUAUUCCCUGUACUACAGCUGCACUCAGGGAAAAGACCAGAAAGGUGAUGUUAUGUAGGAGGCCAGGACAAGGCCAACAUACUACAGGAGUCCUUCUUCAAGUGCUUUGUCUGUGUGGGGCAGAAAUUUAGUUUUAAAGGGCUUAAACUUUGAUCUGCUUUCAAACAGUGCAAAUUGAAAUUUACCCUGGGAGGCUACAAAGUCCUUAUUAUCCAAUUUCUGAGUGCCUUACCAUUUUUAGCAUGCUUUUUCUUUACAACACCCUGGUGAGGCAAUAAGUGCUGCUACUAUUAAUUAAUUGUACAAAUGAAAGACUGGAGCACAGAGGAGCUAUGGGCAUCAUUGCAUCAGUGAAUAAAGCUUAGACAUGCCAGAGCUGAAAUGGGGAUCCACUGCCCUGAGCUGGAUGCCUAAAAGCCCUGCUGAGCACAGGUAUCCUGUGCUAGAAAAUAGGGAAUACCAUGGAUAGUUGUGCAUUAAACCACAGCCUUCUCUGCAAUGCAGUCUGCUCACUGUGUGCCUCAUGCUACUCAGGAUUAGUGAUUUUAAACACUGUCUCAGAGCUGCAACCUUGUGCCAUUUUUUAACCUGGUUAAGUUGCAUCCAUCCUGGAGGGAAUACAAACACAGCUGCCUCCCCCUUGUUUUGGCUGGGAUAGGCACCUCCCUGGUGCUUGCACUGCAAUACCUGCUGGCCUCAUGCCAUCCUGUGGAAUUAAAUAAAUUUCCCCAGGUCAGUGAUGCAGAGGUGGAGCUGAGGCCACGCAGGAGACUGUCAUCCUGUGGUGAUAAUUUUGAGGUGGGAAGAUCAGGACUCUGACUGAUGUGUUUUAUAUUAAGCAGCUGUUGCCCAGGAGCCAUGGGUGCUGAGCAUGGCAUCAUGCUGUUGAGUGCAUCAGACUUUUGUGGAUUUAACUCCAAGUGACUAGAUAAAAAAUAGGACUUUUCAAGUAGGUCACUCAAAUCUGAAGUCAACACCAGUCCAAAGGCUAGCUCUCCUUUUAAUUUACUUCGAUGGUGCCCAUAUGUGAUCAGAUAGUAUUUUUUUCAUGACUUUGUCACUGAAAAGCUCUAUUUAAUUAUCACUUGUGUACACACUGUGAAGAAACCCAUGCAAAAAUACUUUCAUAAAUACACUGUACUCUUGAAAUACAUCCUCUUGUACAAAACCUUUUCUGUGAAAUCUUUUAUUUUGCUGAAGAAUAGUGGUCUUUGGCCAUUGUCUUCAGUAGGACUUAAAUUUUAUCCUUAUGUUAUAUCUUGUAUUUUCUCUGAAAAAAACCCAAAGUCUAUAUGAUAUAUUCAGGCCUUUGGUGCUGUGUUUUUAAUACCCUUUAUUUCUGUCAAAUCUACCUGCCAUAUUUCAGUAAAAAAGGCAUUGAAAGAGGUGAACAUUUUCCAAUAUGCCUUCUGGAAGCUUUCAUAUACUUAAUAAAACUAUUUUUAAAAAUGAAACGGA
Pseudopipra pipra is the source of this 3950-nucleotide messenger RNA. RefSeq names its product monocarboxylate transporter 2-like. The transcript is spliced from 7 exons. Gene Ontology annotation, molecular function: monocarboxylic acid transmembrane transporter activity. NCBI's taxonomy places the organism in Eukaryota, Metazoa, Chordata, Aves, Passeriformes, Pipridae. The record is from RefSeq and is a predicted model, not a curated record. Gene Ontology annotation, biological process: transmembrane transport; monocarboxylic acid transport. Bases 716 to 2224 code for a protein of 502 amino acids. Gene Ontology annotation, cellular component: plasma membrane.